This is a messenger RNA of Pocillopora meandrina, 569 nucleotides long. NCBI's taxonomy places the organism in Eukaryota, Metazoa, Cnidaria, Anthozoa, Scleractinia, Pocilloporidae. The record is from the annotation of a GenBank genome assembly.
CUUAUUGCCUGUGUUAAUAAAUCUGUUUUCAGUGGACUAUGUGCAUCAGUCAAAGAGAUCUAUAGCAAUGAAGGACUUGGUGGAUUUUUUAGGUAGGAAAUGAAUGUUCUGUUACUGACUAAUUAUGUUACUAUGAUUUGAAUCGUCAUGUAGUUUCUUGCAAUAAUCAGUUUUUUAUAAGUGGAAUAAUUGAAAAAUUGAAUCAGCAGUAGUUGCACUCUUGGCUGAAAAUCAAUCAAAUGUAGCCAAGUGGUCCAGGCACAAAAUAUAGCUUGAACAAAAGAAGUGUUACUUUUAAUUAGAAAUUUCUCAUUCAGCAAGUACUUUGCUUAAUUCAAAAGCAACGAUUAACAAUGACAGUGGCUUUGCAAAGAAGAGUUUUGUGGCUAUUUGUUGAGAAAUAAUUCAACUAGGAAUCACCUAACAAUAGUAUUUAAUUUGUGUCCUGUUAAAUGUCAUCUAUUGCUGUCAACAGUGGUAUCAUUCCUCGUCUUGUUGGAGAAGUCCUGUCCCUUUUGUUAUAUCGAGGAGCUUGCUUCUUGGUCAGCAAAUAUGCUAUUGACAGUGAG